CCGCGCGCGCUGCUUUUCUCUUUACCGGACACCGGACGCAGCUCACCUGCUGCAGCGUUACAGCACAAACAGCAUCUCACAUCACUGGACUUUCCUCCUUAUCUUUUAUUUAUUUACUCUCAGAUUUCUUUUGGGAAAUGGCUUUUUACAGUGGAAGACAUUCCAGGAGUCGACUGUGUGUUGCCGAGGAGGAAGAAACGUGUUUUGUUUGUCGCGAUUCUCUGUAGGUUCAGUCGCAUUACUUGGGGAGCUGGACAUCUCUCUGCAGAAUGUCUCAAACUCUUCCCUGUCCCCCGCACUGGCUGACUGGAAAGCUCCCACAUUCACUAGGGCGGCACAGUUACGCGUCGGCGCCACACUGGUACUCUUUCUGUUUGCAGCAGUCAGUAACUUGGCACUUCUCAUAAGCGUGUGUCGCGGGCGCGGACGACGCCUGGCCUCCCACCUGCGGCCCCUCAUUACGAGCCUGGCUACAGCAGAUUUGAUGAUGACAUUCAUCGUAAUGCCACUGGACAUGGUGUGGAAUGUGACAGUGCAGUGGCAUGGUGGUGAUGGUCUUUGCAAGUUGCUCAGCUUCCUUAAGUUGUUUGCCAUGCAUUCCUCUGCAUUCAUCCUGGUGGUGAUCAGCUUGGACCGACAGCAUGCCAUCCUUCAACCUCUCGACACCGUUAACGCACACCGGCGCAACAAGAGAAUGCUGGUUCUGGCAUGGAGCCUUAGCCUGCUCCUUGCCUCCCCACAGUUGUUUAUCUUCAGAGCAAUCAACGCCGAAAAAGUGGAUUUCAUCCAGUGUGUGACACAUGGCAUUUUCCGGGAUCGUUGGCAAGAGACUGUCUACAACAUGUUCCACUUUGUGACUCUCUACGUCAUCCCACUGCUAGUUAUGAGCUGUUGCUACACCCGCAUCCUUGUCGAGAUCAACAGACAGGAGCACAAAAACAAAGCGGGGGAGUCUUGUCUCCGGCGCAGCCGAACAGAUAUGAUCCCAAAAGCAAGAAUGAAGACACUGAAGAUGACCAUAAUCAUAGUCCUGUCAUUUAUAGUCUGCUGGACUCCAUAUUACCUGUUGGGAAUCUGGUACUGGUUCCAACCAGAGAUGCUGAAGGUCACUCCUGAGUAUGUCCACCACCUGCUUUUUGUUUUUGGUAAUCUGAAUACCUGCUGUGACCCAGUAAUCUAUGGCCUGUACACUCCCUCUUUCCGUGCCGACCUUGCACGCUGUUGGGGCUGCCGUUCAACCAGUGAUUCUCCUCGCUCUCUGCAGCAUCUCUCCGCUCGACGGGGGCAUCACAGCGCAGAGCAGGAGUCUGAUCCUGCCAGUGUAAAAGGGGCAGAGGGUUAAAAAAUAUAUACAGUACAGACCAAAAGUUUG
Silurus meridionalis is the source of this 1372-nucleotide messenger RNA. RefSeq names its product gonadotropin-releasing hormone II receptor-like. Gene Ontology annotation, molecular function: gonadotropin-releasing hormone receptor activity; peptide binding. The record is from RefSeq and is a predicted model, not a curated record. The transcript has 4 exons. Gene Ontology annotation, biological process: G protein-coupled receptor signaling pathway. Bases 485 to 1342 code for a protein of 285 amino acids. Gene Ontology annotation, cellular component: membrane. Lineage: Eukaryota; Metazoa; Chordata; Actinopteri; Siluriformes; Siluridae.